AUGGAAGCCACCGCAACCGCCUCCCUCGGGCGGAUCCUCGCCUCCUCGCCGCUCCCCUGCGGCUCAUGCCAUAGCUGUGUGCGCGUGGCCGUGGCGCCGGAGCAGCGGAGGAGGGGUAGGGCGGUGCUCGCGGCAGAGGCCUCGACGGGAAAAUACAUGCUACCGCUGGACGCCACGCCAUCGGGGAUCACGCGCCCGCUCGUCGAGAUCCUGCGCGACCUCAACAAGCGCGUCCUGGAGACCAUCGUUCUCCCUGCCUCCCGCCGCGCCUCCGCUUCCGACCCCAUCAUCCCUUGGUACCUCUCUCCCCCUCUCUGCUCCGAUUCCCCAUCCCCGUGUCAUGCUAGCUCGAGACCAGUCGAUGAAUUUGAGGUUUCUUUGAUGCUUACUCUUCUGAUUCAGAAAGGUCUGAAUCUGAUCCCGUAA
Triticum dicoccoides is the source of this 426-nucleotide messenger RNA. RefSeq lists its product as uncharacterized. The transcript has a single exon. Gene Ontology annotation, molecular function: DNA binding. The coding region runs from base 1 to 426 and encodes 141 amino acids. Lineage: Eukaryota; Viridiplantae; Streptophyta; Magnoliopsida; Poales; Poaceae. The record is from RefSeq and is a predicted model, not a curated record. Gene Ontology annotation, biological process: double-strand break repair via homologous recombination.